Messenger RNA from Procambarus clarkii (red swamp crayfish), 7761 nucleotides. The record is from RefSeq and is a predicted model, not a curated record. Lineage: Eukaryota; Metazoa; Arthropoda; Malacostraca; Decapoda; Cambaridae.
AUGUUGGCUGUCAUCAACAUAGCCCUGCUUGAUUUUUCAGUACAAGAGAACGAUCCUGAACUUGCUCAUAAAACACAAGUGGUCCUCAAGCGUCUGCUACAGGCCCUCAAGCGUCUGCUACAGACUCUCAAGCGUUUACUACAGGCCCUCGAGCAUCUGCUACAGGCCCUCAAGCGUCUGCUACAGGCCCUCAAACGUCUGCUACUGGCCCUCAAGCGUCUGCUACAGGCUCUCAAGCGUCUCCUACUGGCCCUCAAGCGUCUGCUACAGACCCUCAAGCGUCUGCUACAGGCCCUCAAGCGUCUGCUACAGGCCCUCAAGCGCCUGCUACUGGCCCUCAAGCGCUUGCGACAGACUCCCAAGCGCCUGCUACAGGAUCAAUAUUCUGUUGUCAUCUUACGUUCUAAAGAACGUAAAGAAUUACUCAAGAGUCACUGCCGAGGGUACACAAAUGCCGAAGGUAUCUCCAACAAAGCGAGUGAGUUAAUUCAAAGAACCUGCGAGAUAGAUCUUUAUAUUAUAUCUGUGGUAGAGCUUAAACAUACCGAGAUGGCCACAGAUGUUUUCCAGAGGCCACCAGAUUCGACACGUCUGCUGUCCGGCGGAGGCGCCGGGCCGCUGGAGUUCUCGGAGCCUCGUUACUGCGCUGUUCUGUCUGAAGACUCCCACCUGGCGGCCACGGUCCUCACUGUCGCCGCCACGCACAGGCACGGUGCGGGCGUGCGGUACAGCAUCACGGGCGGUAACAAGGACGGACUCUUCACCAUCGACCAGCACUCUGGGGUCAUCACUCUGGCCGCCGCACUCGACUACGAGACCCACGACAAGCACGAGCUGGUGGUGGCUGCGGAGGCCGCCGGCGGCCACACCGUACACACCAUGGUACAGGUGCGAGUCGCUGACGUCAACGACAACCCGCCCUACUUCCUCAACCCGCAGCCGCAGGUCACCGUCGUUGAGGAGGACGACCGCCACCUCCCAGCGACCAUCGCUAAGGUGGAGGCGGUGGACAAGGACUGGAUGGAUCAUCACGGACUGCUCUAUACUGUCAGAGGCGACGGAGUUGAUGGUCACCCUCACGACGACGCCUUCUUCUCCAUCAACUCCCUCACAGGAGAGUUGAUCCAGUUGAGGGCUUUGGAUCGCGACCCGCCCCGGGGGAAGGAGGUGUGGAGGGUGAGGGUGCAGGUGCGGGAUGGCCAGGCCCUCUGGAGCAGACAGGCCAUGGACCAACUUCUCGCUGCCAAAUCCAACAACCAGGCCGACAACCACAUCGAAGGAGAAAAGCUAAAUGAAGAUGCCGGAGAGAAAUCUUCAUCACCGCAACAGAAUCUUAAGAUUCACACCAAAAGGAGGAGACGAAGGAAUAAAAAUAGCAAUGAUAAGUUAAACGAUGGAUAUUCCAUAGAAGGGGCCAUCAAGGAACAUUUAUCUCUGUCAGAUGGUAAACGCAGACACGCUGAGGCUGCUCAGUUACCCGAGCAGCAGCAGCAGACAGCAGACAUGAAAGAGGAAGCCUGGAUACGUCGAGAAGUUAUGCAGACCAAGUCAAACGGUAUUCAGAGAGGUGCGAACUUGAGUGCACGAAUACGCAUAAAUAAUGUCCAGGACAAUCACCAGGAUAUUGAUAGGACUGGCGUGACGAAGGCAGGAGCAGCCACAAGGACCGCUGCUGGGCACCACGACAGAGAAAAUGAUAACAUAAUUGGUCAAAGCUUUACAAAUAACCCUUAUAGUGAUCAGCUUCUCCACAAGUCAGAAUACAGCAACAUAAAUGGUGCUCUGCUGAUGAAAGAACAAGAUUCUGUCGUAGAACAAAAGAGUGACGAAUUAAAGUUAGGAAGACAUUAUAACCAAGGGGACAAACCAUCGCGUCCUGAAGCACAGAGAUUGGUAAUAUCUACCAGCCAAUUAGCACAUACUGCACGAUCAUACUUCAACAUGCUCUCUAACACACACACGAUAAAUGAUCAAUAUUCACACUCAGAAUCCAAUCAUCACGGUCAAAAAGCCUCCAUUAAGUCAGAGAAAUCGACGUCCUCCAUUCGUUACGAGACAGUGUUGACCACAGAACAGAAGAAAGCACCGAACUCAAGAAAUGUAUUUCGUCCAAAAUCAAAGGAGAGGGAGACGCGGGAUAUCACAGCAGCAGAGGAAAGUGCUGCAACAUUCUUACGCAAAUUCGAAGAUUUAACCCCACACCUGAGUGGCCAUGAAACAAACGUAAACGCUUACAAAGAUUUUCGACGCACGCACCGUAUCUCAAGCAAUAGCAGAACCAAUUUACGUAACCGUUCUCAAAUGGAAGAGACGAAGGAGUCAUUAUCCGCAGCUCUACGUACUCCGCUCAGCCUGGUAACCUCCAGAGGGAGAAGGUCGACGGGAGAACAGCACUAUGAGCUGGGCAGCUUCAGUACAGACAGCGGCUGUGACGACCCGGGGAGCAGCAGCAGCAGCAAGGCAGAGCCCACGGGGCGUCGUCUGGACGGCAGCAGUGUACAGGUGGUGGCAGGGUCGAGGGUCCACGUGGCGGAGACGGUGGUGAUGGUGGUGGUGAAGGAUAUCAACGACAACUCUCCCGUCUUCCCCAACGCCACCAUGUUCGGGGAGGUCCAGGAGAACGGCCCCAUAGACCUGUCAGUGGCCGUCAUCGCUGCCUGGGACGCUGACGACGUCUCUGAGGGCGCCAACGCCAGGAUCACCUACUCCAUUGCCAAGAACGUCGUCUACGAACCCACGGGCGAAGCCAUCUUUACCGUUGAACCCGACACUGGUCUCGUCCGCACCGCCAUCUGCUGCCUGGACAGGGAAACCACUCCAGAGUACGAGAUCCAGGUGGUGGCUGUUGACGGUGGAGGCCUCAAGGGGACGGGCGUGGUGGCGGUGCGGCUGGUGGACGUCAACGACAACUGUCCCAGACUGGAACACUCACUCUGGGACCUGGAGACCGACGAGACCCGGGGCCAAGGUCCCCCAGACAACUCCACCCUCCUCCACCUCUCCGUCCUCGACAGUGACACAUCCAACUACUUCUUCUACAGGGUGGUGGAGGCGAGUGGUUGGGGAUGGGAACACUUCGGCGUCAGGACGGUGGGCGCCGAAGGGCAGCUCUUCGCCAGACAGACGCUCGACUACGAGGACGAGACUCACCGCCGGGGUUUCCGGUUCAUGGUCCAGGUGACUGACAAGGGUCGCGGGGGGUGGAGGGACCCCCGUCACAUGGACGCCGCCUGGGUCACCGUCCGCCUGAGGGACCUCAACGACAACCCGCCUCACUUCCACCGUCUGCACGCCCACGUUACUGUCAAGGAGGAUGCCGCCCCCGGCACUCUCCUGGCCGCCCUCCCCGCCCACGACCCUGACAUGGGUGGAGAGGAGGGUGUGGAGUACCGUGUGGAGGGGGCGUGGGGCGCCCUCAGUGUGGACUCUGAGGGAGGAGUGAGCUUGCGUCGCGCCCUGGACCGCGAGGCUCCGGACGGAGCUAUAGGCGUAGCCAAGAUCGUGGGCGUGGACCACGGGCGGCCGCCCCUCACCGCCACUGCCACCCUCACCAUCACAGUCACCGACGUCAACGACAGUCCGCCCGUCCUCCUCCCGCCCACACUCUUCCAUGUGACCGAGGGCGCCGCGCCCACGCUCCUGGGCGCCCUCACUGCCACCGACCACGACGUGUGGGCGUUGGGGCACGGCCCGCCCUUCAACUUCUCCUUGGCGCCCACAAACCCCGCCCACGUCCUCGCCCACAUCUCGCUCAAGUUCGACCCUCACCUGGACAGUGGUCGAGGCGGGGCCGAGGUAUGGACAGUGGGCCCCGUGGACAGAGAGGAGCACCGUCAGCUGCUGGUGGGGGUGGUGGUGGCUGACGCGGGCGGGGUGUCCGCCACCCACACAGUCACAGUCAUCGUCGACGACAUCAACGACAACCCCAUGAAGCCUGGAGCCAAGACCGUCUACCUCUGGAAGACCCAGGGCGGCGGGUCGGACGCACCGCUGGGCCGGGUGUUCGUGGACGACCCGGACGACUGGGACCUUGGGGACAAGACGUUCCGCUGGCUGGGGUCCCCACACCCGCUCUUCUCCCUCAACACCAACACUGGUGACCUGUUCGCCUCCAGCCAGGUGAGGGAGGCCAGAUAUGAGCUGCAGUUCGCGGUGAGUGAUCAGCUGUGGGGUCAGCGAGACGUAGAGGCCAACGUGACUGUGGCUGUGAGGAUACUGACGCCCGACGCCCUUGCCCACGCCGCGCCCAUCACCCUCACGCCCACCACUCCCGCCCACCUCGCCAAGGGAUGGACGCCAGAGCAGGGCGGUGGCGGAGUGGGUCAGGUGAUACAAGGUGUGCAGCGGGUGGUGGGUGAGGCCGCCCACACGGUGGAGGUGGUGAGCGUCUCCACCCAUCUGGACCCGACCCACCUGGACCCGACCCACCUGGACCCGAACCACCUGGACCCGACCCACCUGGACCCGGCCUACCAACACGACACACCUCAAGAAACAGCAGACAGACAGUCCCCGGAAGCCAGCGUGUGGAUAAGCAUCAGAGACCGGAAGGGAAGCUUCAUGGAUCCUAUCAAAUUGCAAGGUCUUCUAGCUUUGCACUCACAACAGAUAGAGGCGGCCACCAACUUGACGGUGGUGAUCAAGUCUCCGACCACUUGGUCUGACGGAGUGCCUCUGGGGUUCCGGGAUGACCCAGCCCUCCGUGCAGGCCCGCUUGAUCCCUCCUCGGCCGCCUACCGCGCCUCCACCACCCUACCACUACAGGUGGUGGACAUCAACUCGACAUCUCUGGUGACCCCACGCCUCUCCCACGCCCAUUCCUGCCACGCCCACGAGUACGAGACCUGCACGGCCUCCUCCUGCCUCAACGGUGGGCGUUGUGUGGCCACCUCUACCGGCAACAGGUGCGUGUGUCCAGAAGGGUCGUGGGGGGCGCGGUGCAAAGUGCUGGCCCGCACCUUCACAGGCGACGGGUGGGCGUGGGUCCGCCCGCUGCCUCCCUGCUUCCCUACCACCAUAUCUCUCCGGCUCCUCACACGCCGUCCCCACGCCCUCGUCCUCUAUUCCGGCCCUCUGGCGACCGUCCCACGCCACCCGGACGACCCACCCACGCCCAUGCUUGCUCUACAAGUGUGGCGUGGGCGUCCUCAGCUGCUGCUGGAGGGAGGCGCCGAAGCUCUCAAACUGGAGGUCAACCGCACAGUCAACGACGGUGACUGGCACACCAUCCAUCUUCACCUCCACGCUCACGGCGCGUCUCUGAUGGUAGACCUGUGUGGGCGCCAACAGGACAGUAGCGACGACUCUCAGUGCGUGGCGCGAGGGACCUGGCUCAGCCCUGAGCCCCUGAAGAGGUGGUUUGCCUUAGGUCCCUUGCAAGUAGGAGGACUGGCACACGCGCCUCCAAACCCCGCCCACCACGGAUGGCGUGAAGCACCCACGCCACGCCCACUAGACGGCUGUCUCUCACACCUCACACUCGACCGUCAGCUGGUGGACCUCGGGGAACCCGCCUACAGCUGCGGUAGUAAGGGCGGCUGCCACUUCCAGACGGCGGCGUGUCCGGGUGGCUGUGGGCACCGCGGCCUGUGUGUGGGUGGCAUCAACCACCCAGUGUGUGAGUGUGAUCCAGGGUGGGCGGGGCCCAACUGUGCCACGCCCACCGUUCCUGCCACUUUUGGACCUUCGUCGUUUGUGAAACUGGCGCUGAGCUUCAUGCCGGCGCCACAGAUGGUGAUGGUGCAGCUGCGUCUCAGAACCCGCAGCACGGGACAUGGCCUCCUGCUGCACCUCGCCGCCCACCAACAUUCCCGGGCAUUGACAAUUCAACUGCGGGAUGGAGUGGUUUGCGCGUCGGCCGCAGGGGCGGCGCGGGCGGCGUGCGUGGAGGGGCGGCCGGUGGGUGACGGCGCCUGGCACACCGUCAGGGCGGAGCAUCACGGCCCCAACCUGGUGGUGAGCGUCGACGACGGCGACUUCUGGCGACGCAACGAGACUCUAGUGUCACUAGAGAUGCCCGAGAGAGAAGGGAGCGUCUCCCAGCCUCCCGUCUCCCAGCUAGAUGGGGUGACAUUGGGAGGCUUUCCGGACUUUGUGGGUAUGAGUCUCGCCAGCGUUGUGGACGACCUACAGGACAGCUGUAUCGACGACGUACGUGUCUCAGGCCGUCAGCUGCAGCUGCCGCCAGCUGUGAAUGGCAGCAGGUGGGGUCAGGUGACCAGCUGGCAGGGUCUGGAGCCAGGCUGCACCGCCCCUGAUGCCUGUCUCAAUGCCACCUGCGACGCGCCCCUCUCCUGUGUCUCCACCUGGGGCACCGCCACCUGCAGCUGUGGUCCAGGAGAGCAGGUGGUGGGAAGCGCCUGUGAGGACGUGGACGAGUGCGCAUGGCGGCCCUGCCUGCAUGGCGGCUCCUGCUACAACCUGCGGCCCGGCUUCCAGUGUGUCUGCGGCCCGGGCCACACAGGCGAUCAUUGCCAGUGGACGGAAGUGGCCACCGCGGGCCACCCACUAGCGGCCCCUGUGGCCAUCGCCGCCCUUACAGUGUCACUACUACUUCUGGUGGUGGUGGGCGUGGUGGUGUCCCUGCGGCUGCGCCGUCAGCGGGUCCCCCGGGGAUCGGGAGGACGCCAGAGCGAGGAACAAGGUCUGAGAGCGAAGGCUAAACACGAGGAGAUGGAGGUGUUGACCAGGCUGGGAGACGAGCGCCACCAGGCCCUCCUUCAGGGUCUGCAGCAUGGACCUCCUCCGUCUCUCACCCCGUGCACAGGAGGUGGGGUCGUGUCUGUGAGUGCUGGGGUUGCGGUCAGUGUCGGUGCGGGCGCGCUGGCAGGCAGAGGCGUGGGGGGCUCAGACCCCCUGCCAGCCAAGGACGACCUUCGAGCCUACGCCUACGAGGGAGACGGAUCAUCUGCCGGGUCUCUGUCCUCAGCAUUAUCAGGUCUUCGGGAGGAGCAAUGUGAUACAGAAAACUUUAAACUACUUGUUCCGGAAUUUCUUGAAGUUGUGGAUUUGCUGAAGAACCUUCCCGAUGCAGCCAAAUCCCCCUCACUUGCGUCCAAACUUGAUGAUCAUCGAAGGGGUAAUGCAAAUCCUCCUUUGGCACGAAGGACAGCUGGACAGUCAGGGUCACUGUGUUCCAACGGUGACAAGAUUCCUGCCGCAGUGAGGAGGAACGCAGGAUUAUCUCCUGAAGACACUCAACCGGCAAAUGAUCAGGUUCUCAAGUCGACGUCCCAGGAAGGAGAAGGCAUGACAAUGUGUUGAAUUAAUCAAGUAGGUCCUACAGGUGCAACACUCUACCUGAUCCCAUACGUGAUGGACCUAAGCAACCAGGAAAACAAUACGAUUUUGCUUAAUGGACUUCAGGAAAUGAAUUUCCAAAAUUGAAUUUCGAACUCAAUCAAACUAGUUUCUCUGAUUUGAUUCAAUCACUGCGAUUAUGAAUUACCACGCAGUGCAUAGUCACACGAUGGAAAUAAAGCAUGAUAACCCAAAGAAAAGAUCAGGAAAUACAAAAAAUGCAAUUAAAUUUUUUGUUAGCUAAAUGGAACUUUAAAAGGAACCUCAAAUUUUAGGAUAAAUGUGAAUUGUUUAAAGUAACCUGAAAAUAAAUGUACAAAAUAUGUGUUGUGAAAUAAAGUGUGACCAAGGUAAGGUAAUUAUCGGGGAAAGCACUAAGCCAGUGAGGAGGAAGCACUAAACACUUGUCUACAGCCUAACAACAUAAGCUUUUAAGGGUUGAUAGAUGUUAAUCUUCUUGUU